AUGUGCAGAUACACAAAGGGUACAACUUCAAGUCCUGAGAGUUUACAUAAGAAGAGACACCUUCCCAUCAAAGGGCCGUUGAAAGAGGAGUUCACAUUUCCUGCCUGUUCAGCCCCAUUCAACAGUUGUCGUGCCUCUACCAUUGUUGAGGUUGUUAAAGGUCCCUUCUUAGUUGCUUAUUAUGGAGGGACGUCUGAAGGAGCACCUGAUGUCAAAAUUUGGCUGCAGACUAUGGGUGGCCGCUGGUAUACACCUAUUGUUAUGGAUGAAGAACCUAAUGUUCCAAUGUGGAACCCUGUACUAUUUAAGCUUCCAUCAGAUGAGUUGUUAUUAUUCUAUAAAGUAGGCCUGGAUGUUCAAAAGUGGAGUGGCUGCAUGAAACGAUCAUAUGAUAAAGGUGUUACUUGGACACAAAGAGAGCAGCUUCCUCCAGGCAUAUUAGGACCAUCUAAGAACAAGCCUCUGUUGUUGCGGAAUGGGAAUUUGCUGUUUGGAUCAUCGGUGGAGAGUUGGAAUUCUUGGGGGGCCUGGGCCGAGGUGACGCCGGAUUCUGGAAGAACCUGGAAGAAAUAUGGCCCUAUAUAUGUUAAAAGCCAAGUCCUCAGUGUGAUUCAACCAGUUCCUUACCUAACUGCAAAAGGGCACUUGCGUCUUUUAAUGCGAUCUUUUAACAACAUUAGUAGAGUUUGUAUGGCAGAAUCAUUUGAUGGUGGACAGGGUUGGGGUUAUGCCAUACCUACUGAACUUCCCAACCCAAACUCAGGUAUCGACGGGGUGAAGCUGAGAGACGGUCGUCUGUUACUUGCUUAUAAUACAAUCUCAAGGGGUGUACUUAAAGUUUCCCUAUCCAAAGAUGAUGGUGAUUCAUGGCAGGACAGCUUGACAUUGGAAGAAACUCAAGGAAUGGAAUUCUCAUAUCCUGCUGUUAUCCAGGCUAGUGAUGGCUUAGUUCACAUCACUUACACUUAUAACAGGACCCAGAUUAAGCAUGUUGUUGUUCAACCGAAUUGACCAAGUGGUUUAUUUAUACCCUCCGUCAGUCAGAAAAAACCAAUGGUUUAGUUAGAGCCCUGGGUAUAACCAUUUUACAGCUACCUGGAUCCCCCUUUUUCAUCAUUCAAAUAUCUGUGCUAGUGCCACAGCUUUUGAUGGAAAAUUGUGAUGUAAAAAAUAAGUGCUUGUUUUGAC
Gossypium raimondii (Peruvian cotton) is the source of this 1188-nucleotide messenger RNA. RefSeq lists its product as uncharacterized. NCBI's taxonomy places the organism in Eukaryota, Viridiplantae, Streptophyta, Magnoliopsida, Malvales, Malvaceae. The record is from RefSeq and is a predicted model, not a curated record. The coding region runs from base 1 to 1011 and encodes 336 amino acids. The transcript is spliced from 8 exons.